CUAUGGCCACCUCACGAAUACUCUGAUUGGCUGGCAUCUCGAAGCUCGCUCGCUUAUUGGCCAGGGCGGGAUCCCGCUCUCCAGCGGCAAGCUAGAGCUGUGUCAGACAAGCCUAGCAACCCGGCGGCCAUGGCGUCCUAUUUUGAUGAGCACGACUGCGAGCCGUUGAACCCUGAGCGCGAGGCCCGCAACAAUAUGUUGCUGGAGCUCGCGAGGAGAGUGCGCGGGGCUUGGAGCUGGGCCCCGGGCAGCAGAUCACUCUUUAAUAGGAUGGACUUUGCGGACUUGGGAUUGGUAGAUUGGGAACACCACCUGCCCCCACCAGCUGCCAAGGCUGUGGUGGAGAGCCUCCCCAGAACAGUCAUCGGUAGCUCCAAGGCUGAGCUCAAGUGCCCUGUGUGCCUUUUGGAGUUUGAGGAGGAGGAGACUGUGAUCGAGAUGCCCUGCCAUCACCUCUUCCACUCCGACUGCAUUCUGCCCUGGCUAAGUAAGACAAAUUCCUGCCCCCUGUGCCGCCAUGAGCUGCCCACUGAUGAUGACAGUUAUGAAGAGCACAAGAAAGACAAGGCAGCAGCAGCAGCACCGCCUGGAGAACCUCCACGGAGCCAUGUACACGUGAGGCAGCAGUUAGGGCUGAGAGCUCAGCCUCUGUGACCGAGUCCUCCCUUUUGCACUUUGAGUCUUCAUUAAAGGUUUCUUUACCCGCCCUGCAGCUGCACCGCUCACACGCUGCCGGAGCAGGCCUCCGCAUCCUCCACCCUGCUGCUAGUUAAAAGCUGGCAAACGCGUCAGAUGGCGGAAGGUGCCAGGCUGCAUUUCCCUCUCUGCUGGCCUCUAGCCUCUGGGUGGUGGGGCCCUGGGGGCAACCAGGGCUUGGGUCUGAGUGUUCUUGGUUAGAAGUUAAACUGUGUCAGGGCCUGGCACUUUGUAGCUGUUUAAAACUGAUAAACUAACUUGCACCACCCCCUUCCGGAAGAAUCUAGUUAACCUUGGAACCUUUAGUUAACAUUGGAAUCCUGGGGGUGUUCUUUAGUUCCCCUGAGAAAACUUUUAACAUUGUAAAAGUUGCCCUCUGUAUCCCAUCCCCGUCCCUGUAGGCGCCGGUAUCAAGGAAUCAAAGUUCAAGCCAGACUGGGUAGGGGAAAGAAAUGAGACUACAAAGCCAAGCCAGUUCUUUGGCCUGUUUAGAGACUCAAAAAGGGGGGCCAAGCACUUGUGGAGGUCUUGAGAGUGGGUCUAUGUGACCCUGGCUGGCUUGGAACUCACUGUAUUGACCAGGAUGAUCCUGGUCUAUACAAAUCACACUCUAUACAGAACUUAGGAGAUCCUCCUGCCUCUACCUCCCCAGUGCUAGGUUUGUACCAUCAUGCCCAGACCCUUCUGAUGUAUUUUGAUGGCACCUGUCACUCUUAGUUAUUGGCAACCCUCAAGAAUCUCUCCUGGACGGACCAAAGGGCUUCUUUUCAUCCCUACCUACUGGAUCAGACCCUCCCUGAUUCUCCAGAACAGACUGCAGACAUGCAAAUUAGAAUUCUUUUAAUAGAUAUAAAAACGUACUAAAAUA
Molecule: messenger RNA, 1564 nt
Organism: Peromyscus californicus insignis
Lineage: Eukaryota; Metazoa; Chordata; Mammalia; Rodentia; Cricetidae
Gene: Rnf181
Product: ring finger protein 181
Exons: 5
Coding region: 130-654 (174 amino acids)
Biological process (GO): protein ubiquitination
Cellular component (GO): cytoplasm
Molecular function (GO): ubiquitin protein ligase activity
Source: RefSeq, a predicted model, not a curated record